AUGUCGAUUCCUCGACUGGAACUCACUGCUGCUACACUACUAGUAAAACUUGUAAAGUAUGUUCGGAAAAUGCUCAACUUAGAAUCUACCCAAGCAUGGUUAUGGACGGACUCUAUGGUUUCCCUAACCUGGAUCACAAAUCAACCUUCAAAAUGGAAAGACUUUGUGCGUAACAGAGUAAGUGUUAUACAAGAGACAGAACCGCUCGCUAAGUGGAGGUAUGUAGCAGGAAAUGAAAAUCCAGCCGACUGUGCUUCACGAGGUGUUACUGCUAAAAUCCUUAGCAACCAUAAGCUUUGGUGGACGAGUCCUCCGUGGCUGAAUAAAGAUGUUUAUGAAUGGCCAUCCACGACGUUUGAUCCAGCUCAAGCAGCGAAAUCUGAACUGCGAAUCCCUCAAUCAACUUGCCACAUUUUAAACUUUGAACCAGAACCAGAAAUGCUAGAGCGCUUCUCAACACUGUCAAAACUAUUACGUGUUACUGCCUGGUGUCAAAAGUUCAUUGCCAAAACAAAAAAAUCCAUCCCUACUAAUUGUCAAUCUUUUUUAACUCCUCAAGAUCUCAACUCAUCCCUUUUGUUGUGGGUAAAACUCAUUCAAAAACAUGCCUUCAAAAAUGAGCUUGCGCGGUUACAAAACAACAGACCUUUAGAAAAAUCUAAUCUUAUAAGUCUUAACCCCUUUGUCGAUAACACUGGUUUAAUGAGAGUUGGAGGCAGACUUGAACAAUCUUCAUUAGAAUAUGAUUCAAAGCAUCCUUAUAUCCUUCCGAAGAAUUCUAAGUUCUCAAAACUAGUGAUAGAUGAUGCUCAUCUCAGGACUCUGCAUAGUGGCACCCGUUGUACACUUGCAACCGUUCGUCAGAAGUUCUGGGUUGUUGGAGGUAGACCUAUCGUCAAACGAGAACUGUUAAAGUGUGUUACUUGUGCUCGUUAUCGCUCUCAAAGAGCUCAACAAUUAAUGGGGCAGCUUCCUCCUACAAGAACAUCACCAUCACGUCCCUUUUUGCACUCUGGUGUAGAUUACGCAGGCCCUUUUGUAAUCAAAACAUGGCAUGGAAAGAGAGCAAAAACCUACAAAGGUUAUAUUGCGGUGUUCAUCUGCUCGGCGACCUCAGCUAUUCAUCUAGAGUUGGUUUCCAACUACUCAGCAGAAGCCUUCAUAGCGGCUUACAAACGAUUCACCAGCCGUCGAGGCAUCUGUGCUACUUUAACGAGUGACUGCGGGACAACAUUUGUAGGAGCUGACAAAGAACUGAAAAGGUUGUUUUCAUCGUCUUCAGCAGAAUCAGGUCAACUCAAAUCCCUGCUUGCUAAUGAUGGAACUGAAUGGAAAUUCAACCCUCCUGCUGCUCCACAUUUUGGAGGUCAUUGGGAAGCUGGUGUUAAAUCAGUUAAAUACCAUCUCAAAAGAGUUAUGAAGACCCACCUACUAACUUACGAAGAAUUUUCGACAGUGCUGGUACAAAUAGAAGCUGUACUCAAUUCUCGCCCUCUCUGCCAGCUUACAGAAGAUCCAGACGAUCUAGCAAUCCUAACCCCUGCGCACUUUUUAGUUGGCGAAUCUUUAACUACUAUCCCAGAACCUAAUCAAGAAAACCAACCCACAUCAAGACUUACUCGAUGGAAAUUAACUCGCCAAAUGUUGGAAUCAUUUUGGAAGAAGUGGUCUCGGGAGUACCUUCAACAACUUCAAGCAAUAUACAAAUGGAGAUUUCCUUCCUGUUCAAUAAAACUCGGAUCAGUUGUUCUUGUUGUUGAUGAGCAAUUACCACCAUCAAAGUGGCCGCUAGCAAGAGUGACUGAACUUCAUCCAGGUCGUGAUGGACUUACCCGAGUAGCCACUCUGAGAACAUCAAGUACCUCAUUGAAAAGACCAAUAGUCAAGCUUUGUCCUCUUCCAAUUGAAGUCAGUGAUUAA
Molecule: messenger RNA, 1920 nt
Organism: Macrosteles quadrilineatus (aster leafhopper)
Lineage: Eukaryota; Metazoa; Arthropoda; Insecta; Hemiptera; Cicadellidae
Exons: 1
Coding region: 1-1920 (639 amino acids)
Biological process (GO): DNA integration
Molecular function (GO): nucleic acid binding
Source: RefSeq, a predicted model, not a curated record